CGAUGGCACCCGAGUGGACACACUCUGGCCUCGUGUGGCGCCGACAAGACUAUAAGACUGUGGGCUAAAGAAGGCAAUUCUUGGAGAACUAAAUACAUACUAAGCGAUGGACACCAGCGGACAAUCCGGUCGAUCGCGUGGUCGCCGACGGGUCAGUACUUGGCCUCCGCUUCCUUUGACGCGACGACUAGUGUUUGGCACCGAAAGGACGACUCCGAGGAAUGGGAGUGCGUUAUCAGUCUUGAGGGACACGAGAAUGAGGUGAAGAGUGUUUGUUGGUCUAAAUCGGGAAAGUAUUUGUCGACCUGUAGUCGGGAUAAGACGGUAUGGAUUUGGGAAUGCGUUGAAUCGGAGGAAUCCGAAGAGUUUGAAUGCGCGUCAGUUCUCACGGAUCACUCGCAAGACGUGAAACGAGUUGUUUGGCAUCCAAUCGACGACGUGUUGGCCUCUUGUGGUUACGACAACACCAUUAAGCUCUACAAAGACGACGGCGACGACUGGAUCUGUUGCGCGACACUUACUUCCCACGAGUCGACGGUCUGGAGUAUUGCCUUUGACUCGAGUGGCCAGCGGUUGGCCUCCACUAGUAGUGAUAAGACAAUCAAAAUCUGGCAAUCAUUUAAUGGUAUAACGAACUGGAAGUGUGUGUCCACUCUCUCUGGUUUCCACAGUCGAGCCGUUUAUGACAUUUCGUGGUCGCAUACCUCCGAUUACAUACUGACCGCCGGCGGCGACGACACCAUCAUUGUGUUUAAAGAAGACGACACCAAAAGUAGUGGUGAUUUAAGUGACAAUAGUCUUCAGAGGUUUUCAGUGGUUCUUCGGCACGAAAAGGCCCAUCAAAUGGACGUGAAUAGUGUGGACUGGAAUCCAGCAAUUGAUGGCAUAUUUGCCACUUCUGGUGAUGACUGUUCUGUCAAGAUAUGGAAAUUUAAAGCACACGACUUGUGACCCAACAGUUCCCCUCAUUUUAUGUCCACUUUUAUUGUAAUUGUUUUUAUAAAAUACGAUUAAAAUGUUUAAUAAAUUGUUUUUUGAGAUUUAUUUAUUUGAUAAAUGAAGACCUUUUCGAGUCAUUUAUUAUAUUG
Medioppia subpectinata is the source of this 1088-nucleotide messenger RNA. The record is from the annotation of a GenBank genome assembly. NCBI's taxonomy places the organism in Eukaryota, Metazoa, Arthropoda, Arachnida, Sarcoptiformes, Oppiidae.